This is a messenger RNA of Pelmatolapia mariae (spotted tilapia), 2314 nucleotides long. RefSeq names its product claudin 12 (gene cldn12). The record is from RefSeq and is a predicted model, not a curated record. NCBI's taxonomy places the organism in Eukaryota, Metazoa, Chordata, Actinopteri, Cichliformes, Cichlidae. Gene Ontology annotation, cellular component: plasma membrane. The coding region runs from base 160 to 1221 and encodes 353 amino acids. The transcript has 3 exons.
CUCUGCGGAGGGCACAUCCUGUUUACUCUCCGAUCUACUGUACGAGACUCGGUUUGUGUUCAAGUAUGUAAAGGAGAAACCCGCUGAGAUGUUACCGACUUCACUGUAAACGUAGCUCAACAAGGAAAACGGAAACUCCCCUGUCAGCAAUAACCAGCCAUGUCGUGCCGGGACAUCCACGCCACCAACGCUUUUGCCUUCAUCAUUGCCAUUUUGUCUGUAGGUGGGCUCGCAGUGGCAGCAUUAAUUCCGCAGUGGCGCGUAACGAAACUCAUCACCUUUAAUCGCAAUGCCAAGAAUAUCAGUGUGUAUGAUGGGCUGUGGGCUAAAUGUGUGAUGCAGGAUGGCUAUUCAGGAUGCCUCUACUAUGAUUCAGAGUGGUACUCCAAGUUGGAUCAGCUGGAUCUGCGGCUUUUGCAGUUCUGCCUUCCCACAGGCCUCGGGUUCGGCAUUUUAGCCUUGCUGCUGUCCAUGACCGGGAUGUGUAAAACCUGUUGCUGCUCAGACAAGCCUGAACCGGACAUUAAAACAGUUAGAUUCCUGGUGAACAGUCCAGGUUGUCACCUGGUGGCAGGGAUGUUUUUCUUCCUGGGUGGUGCAGUCCCCAUUGCGCCCUCGGUGUGGUUCCUUUUCCGCACCAAGGAGAUGAACGCCAGAUAUGCCAACAUCUUCUCUGAUGGCUUUGCUGUGUAUGUAUCUAUAGGCUGUUCUGGAGGACUGAUGCUAGCCGCACUGCUGAUGUUCAUGUGGUACUGUAUGUGCAAGAAGCUGCCUUCACCUUUCUGGUUGCCCAUGUCCACGUCCAACUCCAUGUCAACCCAGCCUCUCAUUGCCAACGCACAUUCUCCUGCCUCAGUUUAUGGUCCGCAGCCUUUCCCACCACAGACUUUCCCUCCCACAGUAAUUAACUCCCAACCACAUGUGCCCGCGCAAGGCUACGUGCAGAGCGUUAUCGCACCUGCUCCACCACAGGUGUACGUGUCUCAGGUUUCUGCACCGAAUGGCUAUGGAUCAGAGGUUGAAGGAAAUCACGCCUACGGCUACGCCCCCUCUCAAAGUUACGCUCCCUCUCAAAGUUACGCUCCCUCGCAGAGCUAUGCCCCCUCACAGAGUUACGCUCCCUCUCAGGGGUACGCAUCCAGCUAUACAGGCCACCGCUACUCCACCCGCUCGCGGAUGUCGGCAAUAGAAAUUGACAUUCCUGUGCUGACGCAAGAGUAGUGAAAGAGGAGAGGCUGAUAACCUCAUUACUUCUGUCCAUGAACCUCUAUAAAUUUCACCACUGAUAAAACUAACAGAGUUUGAUAGAUGAAAGGUAAUGACCUGAGAGCUAUUUACAGCUUCAAGAGUAAUAGUUUCAAAAAUACUGUUAGUCAGUCCAGGCCUGUGAACUGCUGAUGGGAGAGGAUGAGAAUCGGUAGAAACAGCCCUGGAGGUACCACAUGAAGGAUGAGAUUAACCUCGAAACUAAAACACUGCAUUCAGUUUAGUAUUGUUUUAAAAAAAAAACUUGUUUCACUGUUUUUUAUAUCAGAGUAUGAGCACUAAAUAAUAGUUUAUCACUUGCUGAAGUGGCCAAUGGACCAACCUGAUUUUUCUAAUUUUCUGUUACAUUUGUGCUUGACACUUUAUCCUUAAUUUCAAGUGACCUUUGCUUGUGUAAAACUUACAAUAUGAGGAUUGUCUGUUAUCACUGUUGAACUGCAUUAUGGACUGUAUUAACUUUGACUUCUGUGUCCUGAAUGGACAACUACUAACUCACCUGUUUUUGUUCUAACACGAACUGUGUAAUGAACUGUCACUUUGAAGAGCAGCUGUCAUAUCUUUGUUAAAUGCACUAAGUGUGUCAAUAAUGUGCCUGGUUUAAUUGCCUUUGUUUACCUAUGUUUUUAGCCUUGAGUCUAUUUUUUUAAUGUAAAGCCUCCUGCAUAGUACUUAAUCAUGUGAUCGAGCAUACCUUUCCAGGGUAUUUGUGUCAAAAAACAUCAAAAGGUGCCACUAAUAAACCUUUUAGCUGUGUUCAGUCUGAUGUACAAAUGCAGUUAACAUUACUGUAUUGUCAGAAACACUAAGACAUCUCUAGUGUGGUAGGCCUACAUACAGAUGUUUUUCUUUUCUAAAUGUAAAAAACUUUUGCUAAUGUAGCUGGAAGCACUGAUUAAGGCUGUAAGUCAUGAUUAAGCCACAUAUGUUGCCUUCUUGCAGGUCCUGCGUAUGAAGUACUGAUCUUUAUGUGAUUCUAAAGUGAAAAUGUCAAAGAAACAUGCUUUUCUACACUCUUUUUGUUUUAAAUAAAACAUAAAUCACACUGUAA